AAUGGAAAGCUCAUAAUUGCGCUCGCAACGGCGCUGCGUUGACGUGACCCGACGGCAGCGGAAGGAGGGUUUAAUUAGGUAAGAGGAGGGGGCGGGGAUGGGGGAGGCGAACGAAGGCAGCAGAUAAAGCGGCGGAAGAAGAAGAAGAGAGGGGUGGGGGUGGUGGUAGGCAUGUCGUCGCCGGAGAACGUGGUGGUGGUGGCGGUGAGGGCGGAGAGGGAGAUCUCUAAGACGGCGCUCGCUUGGACCCUCACCCAUGUCGUCCGCCCCGGCGACCUCGUCACUUUGCUCGCCGUCCUUGCCGAUCGCGAGGCCACCGGCUGGCGGCGGAGGUUGCUGUGGGGUUUCCCUCGAAUCGGCGGCGACAACCGCAACCGCAGUCGAGAGCGGUGCCAGAUCUCCGCCUUGUGCUCGCAAAUGGCGCUUCAAAUCGAUGGCCGGAAUGAGAUAAACGUGAGGAUAAAGGUGGUGGGAUCGGAUUCCACCGCCCCAGGCUCUUCAUCGUCGUCUUCCUCCGCCACCGGCGGCGGCGGCGUAGUGGUUGCGGAAUCAAAGCGAGUUGGUGCCAACUGGGUCGUACUCGACAGGCAGCUGAAGCAGGAGGAGAAGCACUGCAUGGCGGAGCUGCAGUGCAACAUAGUAGUGGUCAAGGGUUCCAGCGCCAAGGUGAUGCGGCUCAACCUAGGGGGCAUCCACAACAAGCCCCUGCCUCCCUUCUCCUUGUCGUCCGCUCACAUCUCCAUCUGCAGCGAGAAGUUCCUGGACAACAACUCUCGAACAGCUCUGGUGAAGACGGUGAGCAGCCAUGCGCCGGUGGAGGAGGCGCCGCAGCAACCUGAGGCUAAGAAAGUGGGAUCGAGCUCUGCUGAUGCCACUGCGACGGCGAGGGUGACGAAGGCGCCUUCGGCGAAGACGAAGUCUUCUUCAUUCUUUGUCCGCGAGCACAACCCACUGUUCGAGAAGCUACGCGAAGGAGGGUUGACGCCGAUAGAGGACGUGGGUUCCGACGGCGAGGACACGUCGGAGUCGGAUGGUAAUGCCGGCGGAGCUAGUCCUCCUGCGCACCAUCGAGUCUAUUGGAUUCCUCAAUCCAACCACCUGCCGGAGCAGAAAUCUCGGAGGAGCGGACUCUCAAAACCAUCGCCCCCCACUAAAACGAAGCAAGAAUCCAUGAUCAAGUACGCCGGCUUAGAAACCAUCUCCCUGCUCAUGCCGCAGCCCACCUCCGCCACCCCCGAACACGACCACUGCAACCUCACCAGCUGCUCUCCCUACAGCUCCGACGUCAGGGAGGCCGUCUCCCUGUUCAGCACCUCUCCAUCCGUUCCUCCUCCCCUCUGCUCUCUCUGCCGCCACAAGGCCCCCGUCUUCGGCAAGCCCCCGCGGCGGUUCUCCUACCGCGAGCUGGAGGCAGCCACCGGCGGCUUCGCGGAGGGUGCCUUCGUAGCGGAGGGCGCCAGUGGGCGCGUCCACCGGGGUGUGCUGGAAGACGGACGUGUGGUAGCCAUCAAGCGGCUCAAGGGCCCGCCAACCGAGGAGGAGGAGUUCUGCGAGGAGGUUGAGGUGCUCAGCCGGGCGCAGCACCGUAAUGUGGUGCUUCUGGCGGGUUUCUGCGUCGAGGGAGCGUCGAGGAGAGCUCUGGUGUUCGAGUACAUCUGCAAUGGCUCCCUCGAUCGUCAUCUCUAUGAGGAGGGGGAGGCUCCAUUGGACUGGUCUGCGAGGGUUAAGAUCGCAGUGGGAGUUGCAAGGGGUUUGAGGUAUCUGCACGAGGAUUGCAGGGUGGGUUUCGUCGUUCACAAAGACAUGCGACCCAACAACAUUCUUCUCACUCAUGACUUCGAACCUUUGUUGGGGGACUUCAGGCUCACAAGAUGGCAAACGGAGGAAUCUCUAUCCGUAAACACCAAUCUUCCUGAAGCAUUCGGUUAUCUUUCUCCCGAGUACAUUGAACAUGGGCUCGUUACGGACAAAUCCGAUGUGUACGCCUUCGGAGUGGUGCUGCUCGAGCUCAUAACAGGCCGAAGGGCCCUGGAUACCAACCUGCCCAAGGGGAAGCAAUUCCUCGUCGAGUGGGUGAAGCCGCUUCUCUCAUUGGCAUGGGAGGAUGGCCAAACGGUCCCAGUCGAUCGCUUCCUCGACCCCCGUUUGGAGCGGAACCAGGCUCGCUUCUUCACCAAGGAGCUACGAGCAAUGGUGCACGCUGCCUCGUUGUGCCUCCGCCGAGAGCCACAGUCCAGGCCGAGCAUGUCCAAGGUCCUGCGGAUUCUAGAGGGAGACAGCAUCGUCGAUCAAGUUCUGGACGUCAACACUGCGGGCAGCAGAAGUGGGCGCAUGGUGCGCCCGGUGGCACAGCAAGCCGCGGCGGGCAGUUUGUCAUACAGAUUCCCUCAAGAAUCCAUCAUCAACGCGCUCUGCUCUGAGAGAAAUUGGCCGCCCAGUCUCUACCAGAACAUGUAAACCGAUCGAGCAUCAUAAUUGUUACCAUGGCUAACUGCCGUUGCCUUCACGGCUGAGGUCGAGAUCGAAGGCGUGCGGUUGACACAAGAAGAGGACAGUCGAAGAAGACUCGUGUAUAGCCUUCCUGGAGCAUAGGUGAAUUGCCAAGAUUGAUUAUGCAAGCUGUGAGUGUGCAUAUUUAUUUCAUUCGUCAAACUUCACUAGACGAUAAUACAAUGCAAAGUUCUGCGUCCAAA
Zingiber officinale is the source of this 2693-nucleotide messenger RNA. Its product is annotated as inactive protein kinase SELMODRAFT_444075-like. The coding region runs from base 172 to 2457 and encodes 761 amino acids. The transcript has 8 exons. NCBI's taxonomy places the organism in Eukaryota, Viridiplantae, Streptophyta, Magnoliopsida, Zingiberales, Zingiberaceae. The record is from RefSeq and is a predicted model, not a curated record. Gene Ontology annotation, molecular function: ATP binding; protein kinase activity. Gene Ontology annotation, biological process: protein phosphorylation.